Molecule: messenger RNA, 1600 nt
Organism: Prunus persica (peach)
Lineage: Eukaryota; Viridiplantae; Streptophyta; Magnoliopsida; Rosales; Rosaceae
Product: protein At-4/1
Exons: 6
Coding region: 569-1282 (237 amino acids)
Source: RefSeq, a predicted model, not a curated record
GGAUUGCCAUGGUUGUCCAUGUGUGCACAAUUUCGUUGUUAGUUUUUGUGUAUUUUUUGCUACACUUGGCUACCCUAAACCAAUAUGCAAAGUGUACCUCAUUUAUAAUUGCAAGUAUAGCCAUCUAUCCCCUUAAUAUUUCUCAAAAGGUCUUUUUUUUUUUUUUUUUUAAUGUAGAAGGAAAUUAAUGGUUGAUAGCAUAACUAUUCAUGUUUUUGUUUUUAUGUACAAGCGAUAUUGGUGAAAGAGAAAUUUGAACAUUACAUGGAGUGACUUAAUUGCUGCUAAUCAUUUGAGCUACAAACCUCUUGUAUAAAUUUUAACUAACCAUUAAUAUUUAGAUAAAAUUUUCUCAUAAACGGUAUAUUUUCUUUCAUUUAUUUUUAUUUUAUACUUACAUGAAAUUUCCUUCACUAAUUUUAUCCAAACUCAACCCAACCCAAUCCAACCUAACCCAGCCCAGACCAUAUCCAAACAUUAAAAACGAAAAACAAAAAACAAAAACAAAAACAAAAAAUAGAAAGAAAUAGAAAGGCGCUGAAGUGCAGCAAUUGGAAAAGGAGAGAAAAUGGCGGCAACCAGUGACAAAGAAAUGGAUUCUCUGCUUUCCACUUUCGAUCAAAUCUACCAGAAUUCUCAGGAUUUCAAGAGCGGCGUGGCAGAGAUCCAGUUGGCGAAUUCCACGUGUAAUGCCGAGGCCAAGAAGCGAGAAGCUCUGGAAUUCACCUGCAACAAUCUUAAGCAAGAAAAUGAGCGAUUGACCAGAUUGUACACCGAGUGUUUGAACAAUGUUGCCGAUCAGCUAGAACGCCGUAGCUCAAGCCAGGGCUUGAAAGAAGAGGUGAAGAGGAUGAGGGAGGAGUGCCUCAGUAAAGAAGAAGAGCGUAGGAAGGCCAUGGAAUUGGCUAAGCAAGACUGUGCUGCCAAGGUUGAUGACUUGGAGGCUCAAAUUAGAGGGUUUAUGCUUGAGAAGGCGACAAAUGAAGCAACCAUUGAUCACCUUCAACGGGAUUUAGCAGCUCAUAAAUCCCAUCUGCAUGUUCUAGCAAGCAGGUUGGAUCAUGUGCAGUUAGAUGUGGAAUCAAAAUAUAUUCUGGAGAUUCAGGAUUUAAAGGACUGUCUUGCAAUUGAACAGGAGGAGAAAAAUGAGUCGAGUAAAAAACUCCAGGACUUACAGAAGGAAUGUGAGUGUGAGUGCUGGUUAGCAGAUCAAAGCUCGUUGAGCAGCAACGAGAUUCGAAUUCGAUUUGGCAGGUUGAAACACUUAAGACCAAGAUUAUGAAGCUGAGGAAGGAGAAUGAGAUCUUAAAGCGCAAGUUUCCUCAUUCAGAUGAGGGCUAGAUGUAGAUGGGUGGAAACAAGUUCAUUGUACUGUACUAUAUGUCAAAUGCUAGAUUGAUGGUUUUGUUUGUGGUGUUUUGAGUGGCUCUCUUUGGCCUGCCUCUCUGUUGCACGACUUGGACAAUGAGGUUACGGAAAUUUGAAGUCUUGACUGGCAUAUCAGGGGGUAGAUGGCGAAGUGCAUUAGUUAAUGUCAUUUUUUUAAAUUUUGAAUGGUUGCAAUAAACUGACUGUUUCUCCAAGAAAAUGAACCAACACC